AGAAGGUCCGGAUGGCUUUUAAUGUCGUGUGCAUUCUGAAAGUAGUCCUGAUAUAGUUUUACCUCAUACAUCAAUCUCGUACCGGAGCAAAGUUGUACAGUGCUGAUUGCUGCGCUUGAUGGCAGCGUUGCGUCUGACAUAUGCGGCGCGCUGUGGAGGCUGAGGGGGCUGCGGCUACUGCUUGGCCCUCGUCCUACAGAGAAUCGAGGCGUUCAAUUCGACAGCCCGCGCCGGCAGGACCAUGAGCGCUUCCACGUUUGCGAUGAGUCUACGGAGAUAUAAGAAUACCCUCAGAAUUGAAUAGCACAGACGGCACGACGCUCGCUCUCUAUUGUGUGAGGCUACCCUUGAAUAUUGUUAGGUCUCCAGCCGCGUACCCCUUGCCUUCGCUGGCAGCGCGAAACUCGACGCGACAGCUCAUUUUGCGCAACACCAUGGCGCUCAAAGACUUGCUGAAAAAGAAGGAUAAGAUCAGGGACGAGGGCGCUACUCCCAUGUCGCCUACUGGCCCUACCCUGUCUCCUGAUGUCCCGGAGUUCCAAUUCUUCCGCACCACGACUUCGACGCAAGAAACCAUCGAGCCGCCUAGCUUCCCCGGCGAUCCCACGCGCGAUUCUCCCCUAUUGUCGCCCACUUCGAGAGGCAAGUUUGGCAGGUUCAGAAGCCGUAGCAACGCUUCGUCCCAGGGAUCGGCGACUGGGCAGCAUGAUAACAAAUUGGCGGAGCGGUUACACUUUGGGCGGAGCAGGUCGAGUAGCUCGAUAAACGUACCGGAAAAUCUACCAGAAGUAGGAGGCGACGGUGUCGCACGAACAGAAGAAGAAGAGGCCAAAUGGGAGACGAGGGCCACGGUGCUGGUCACCGAGGGUUUGCAGCACGGAUCUAGUCAGCCCAAUACACCAAGCUACGAGCCUACAAGUCCAAUGUCACACGGACGACCGACGAGCGCUAGGAGUCGCAGUGGAACUGUCGGUGCACCUGCGGACGAGGAGAACAUCCAGGAGGCUAUCCGCCUGCACGAGAAAGGAAAUCUUGAGGCUUCCACCGCGCUUUUUGGUAGACUGGCAGAGCCAACCGGCGCAAACAAUGCUCUAGCCCAAGUUCUAUAUGGUCUCGCGUUACGCCAUGGCUGGGGGUGUGUGCCUCACCAGGAACAAGCUGUCCAAUACCUAUCCAUGGCAGCGGCGAACAGUGCUGAGGUCGAGAAGUUGGCCCUUGGGGCCGGCAUGAAGAAAGGCGGCGCAGCCAAGGGCGAGCUUGUGCUGGCCAUGUAUGAGCUCGCAAACUGCUUCCGCAACGGCUGGGGCAUCAAGAAAGAUCCCGCAGCUGCGAAGCAAUACUACGAGACGGCUGCCAACUUGGGUGACACAGAUGCAAUGAAUGAGGUAGCCUGGUGCUAUACCGAAGGUUUUGGUACGAAGAAGGAUAAGUUCAAAGCAGCUCAGUUCCUGCGCCUCGCGGAGUCCAAAGGGAACAAGACGUUAGGCAAUACUUGGAUCUGGAAGGACAAGUACAAUCCCAAAUAAGACGCGAUCCGCAACCCGCUUUCGGACAACCCCUUCCGUCCCGGUCCGACUUUAGUAUAACAAACUUUACCCUGGGAGUCAUGAGGAUGGUCGUGUGAGAAGAAAG
This is a messenger RNA of Alternaria alternata, 1632 nucleotides long. Its product is annotated as HCP-like protein. The coding region runs from base 435 to 1526 and encodes 363 amino acids. The record is from RefSeq and is a predicted model, not a curated record. The transcript is spliced from 6 exons. Gene Ontology annotation, molecular function: protein binding. Lineage: Eukaryota; Fungi; Ascomycota; Dothideomycetes; Pleosporales; Pleosporaceae.